AUGGACACCGAUUUGCUAAACGUUUUAACAUACAACGUCCGCACAUUGAUGCAAGAAGAACGUCUCAUUGAACUGGAACACGCUCUUAAGGAUAUUAAAUGGGACGUGAUUGGUUUAUCAGAAGUACGCAGGGAGGGAGAGCAGACCGUCGAGAGAAUCGAUAAUGUCUUUUACCACUUCGGAACAGCAGGCGGGCUGUAUGGAGUUGGUUUCCUAGUACAUAAGAAGUGGAAAAGCAACAUUAUCGAAUUCACAGGCUACUCUGAGAGAAUAGCGGUGUUAAAAUUUCUCAUAGAUAAGAAACACACACUAACCAUCAUCCAAGUUUACGCCCCCACAUCUUCACAUAGCGAUGACGAGGUAGAACGUUUUUACGAUCUCCUCAACAAAGCUUGUGAAGAAAAUCGAGGAACAUGGAACAUCGUCCUUGGCGAUUUCAACGCAAAGGUUGGCAUUAGGGCAGAACUGGAUAACUGCGACGUAAUUGGACCACAUGGACUUGGUAUCCGAAACGAGCGAGACGACAUCGUUUUGUUCUCCCACACUGCACCCCAUCUACAACAAAUGCUACAAGACCUUAGCACGGCAAGUCUUGAAGUCGGACUCACAAUGAACAUGGCCAAAACCAAGUUGAUGACCAACAGGGGGAAAGAUACGGUCACGGUUGAUGGACAGGAUAUCCAAUAUGUCGACGAAUACAUCUAUUUGGGCCAGAUAGCAUCCUUCGAAAACAGGCAGUGCAAAGAAAUCGAUCGACGCAUCGAGAACGCCUGGAAGAGCUUCUGGUCCAUGAAGACGCUAAUGAAGGGCAACCUUCCACUGACACUAAAGCGCAAACUCGUCGACAUGUGUAUCCUGCCUAUCCUAACAUACGGCGCCCAAACUUGGUCAUUGACGGAAGCCCAAAAGUCCCGACUCAAGAUUUGCCAGCGAGCAAUGGAGCGCAGCAUACUCGGAGUCCGCAGAACCGAUCGGGUUAGGAACACCGAACUGCGCUCCAAAACUGGUAUUGUAGAUGCACAGUAUCACCAGCCCCGCAAGGCCUCCGCGGGCGGCGAGUUCGUGUGGUCGUGCCCGCAGCCAGAUUAA
This is a messenger RNA of Leguminivora glycinivorella, 1089 nucleotides long. RefSeq lists its product as uncharacterized. The record is from RefSeq and is a predicted model, not a curated record. Gene Ontology annotation, molecular function: catalytic activity. The transcript is spliced from 3 exons. The coding region runs from base 1 to 1089 and encodes 362 amino acids. NCBI's taxonomy places the organism in Eukaryota, Metazoa, Arthropoda, Insecta, Lepidoptera, Tortricidae.